Molecule: messenger RNA, 663 nt
Organism: Mitosporidium daphniae
Lineage: Eukaryota; Fungi; Microsporidia
Exons: 1
Coding region: 1-663 (220 amino acids)
Source: RefSeq, a predicted model, not a curated record
AUGCCCGUAAAUUCACCGAAUGUCUCAAAUAAUUUAUUAUCCUCUGCAUAUCAACUGCUUCCGAAACAUGGGUGGAAAAGCAGCUUGGCCGUAGCUUUUUCACAAAGUAACUUGAAACUUUCACCCAGUUGCCUUUCGGGGUUAUAUCCGCAGGGUCAAGAUAUUGCUCUUGUCAAUCAUGUUAGAAAUCAUCUCUGCAAUGUCUAUUCAAUGCAAAGAAUGAGGUCGCCCACUUUGAAAGAAAUGAACUUAAUAAUGAACAUUGAUUAUGUCGAUCAGGGGAUUAAAGAUAAACUUGCCGUGCUUAUUUCCGGAAUUUACGCCAGAGCCGAAUUUAUUUCUAAGCACUCUUCUCUGUGGCCGGAAGCCCUUUCUAUCCUCAUGAAAUCUUCCACAAUAGAUAUACUGGUCAAAGAUCCUCUUGAUACGGCAGAUGCUUUGCUAUGCCAAUGUGACCUGCAAUUUUCGGAUUUGGAAUGGUAUUCGUUUCGGGCCCUGCUUUCCAAAAUCCUGUUGUCGACUGAGAUCAUGAUAUGUUCCUCUCCUGAUAUGCACGAACGGGAUGUGGAAGAUCUGAAAAUUUACAUCACCAAUAGAUUCAAAAGCUACUACCUGUCAAGGAAUUCCCUCUCAAAGGUAGGAUUUGUAUUGUUGUUACCGUAG